Messenger RNA from Lathyrus sativus (Indian pea), 1071 nucleotides. Lineage: Eukaryota; Viridiplantae; Streptophyta; Magnoliopsida; Fabales; Fabaceae. The record is from the annotation of a GenBank genome assembly.
AUGGUUUUCACUUCAAAGAACAAAAACAAACUCAGAAAGAGUUGGGAUUCUGAAGAUGAUAUAUAUGAUUUCCUCAAAUACAAGAACACGCAAAACAAAAAUCAAAACAAGUUCAACUACUACAACAACCUUCUUAACAGAUUUGUUAUUAAACAUCCAAAACCCGACCCAGAACUUUUGCAGUUCUUAGAAGGUUCAGCCAGCAUCGUAGAAUCUCAUAUCCUUAGUCUUCAAGAACAAAAUAGAGACAACAAUGCUGAAGAAAAUCUCACAGAAGAUGAAGAGGUACAAAAUGGGUUUUUAUUGGAUUAUUUCAAGCCUCGUGGAAAAUCUUAUGUACUGGACAUUGUUGAUGAUGGUGUUUUGGUUCAAUACGAGGAUGAGGUUAAGGUUAGGAAACGGAGGGGUACAGUAAAACUCUCUGCUGCUAAAAAUGGUGGUAAACCUAAAAGAGGACGCAAGAGAAAGAACCUGGUAGGCGGUUCAUCUGUGAAAGGUGCAUGCUUUGAAAAAAUUGGUGAUGGAGAAAAGGGUGAGCAGGAUGAUACUCCAUCUUGCAUGGAAGUAAGUGUGAAAAAGGAGAUUCAAGAUUAUGAUGACGACGAUGAUGAUGAUGAUGAUGUUGAAGAAAUUGACAUGAUGCAUGUGGAUCAUGAUCAGACUCUAAAUCAUUUUGAUUUUGACUGCAUCCAAUUGAAUUUGGAUAAUGAAGUCAGGGCAAGGAAAGUUGCAGAGUUUAGAGAAAGACUAAUGAAUGAACUUGAUAGGCCUUACUGUGAGGAAGAGUGCAAGAGACUGUUGGAAGAGUUUAAUCUUCGAAAGCCGGUUCAAAACCACAAAAUUCUGCGUGGGGUUGUAAAAAUCUACGAGGGAGAUCAUGAUGGAAAGUCUUAUCAUGAUCAUAACCUUGAUCUUGCAAAGCAAAUAGAUGCAGCUGGUGAUGAUCUUCCCAAAGUUCUGCGUCUCCUGCGUGGAUUUUUCUUUUGGUUGACAAAUUUAACAGAUGAAGGGGCAUUCUUGCCAUGGAGAGUUCCAUUGGGUUUGGAUUUGGAUGUACUGCCACUGCAUUAG